AUGGAACCUAUAAUCCCUAAGAGACCAGUUAAAAAUACAACUCCAUCUCCAACUGAGGUGAAUACAUCCGAAAAUCAGGAAGCUAAAUUGGAACUGUCGACUGAUGGAUCACCUCCAAUAAUUCCUUCAAGACCAAAAUCGAAAAAAGCCAUCAAAUCAGACUCAGAAACUAACCGAGUCGAUUUGGAAUCAAAUGAUACCAGUUCUAAAGACGCAACAGUUGACCUCCAAACUACGGAUCCAGUAGCUGAUACCAACAUUAGCAUUGAUACCGGUUCGAUCGUUUCCGAUGAGCCAUUGAAAGACGGUGAGAAGACCCCAGGUAACUCAAAUUCCAAAACAUCUUUCAAAGACGUCGAUGAUGAAACAAGCUUUGAUGAUGAUGAGACCAUCAAAACUGGGCCAACAAACACAAGUGAAGUGAAUGAAUUCCUAGAAAACGAAUUGCAGGAUAAUGAUGUCCUUCAGGAUAUUGCUCAAACAGAAGACAAAGAUAGUCAAAAUGAUAAAGAUUCCAGUUUAAAGUGCAUGUCAGAGAUUCCAGCAAACAAUGCAAAAGUCACCUCGAUCGAAGAGAGUCCUUCGUCUGAUGAGAUUGGAGUCAAAGAGGAGUCAGAACUCAAUGAGAAAGGUGAUGAAGAUAUUGUACAAGCUUCAAUACUGAGUCAGGAUGAACAAUCUCAACAAACAGAAGUUGUUGAGGAACUGGUUGUUCUGUCUGAUAGUUUCCAGCAAGACAAGUCUCCUAUCAAUGAUGAAAAUCUCGAGGAAGAAACGGAGUCCAAGCAUUCAAUGCCGAUUAUUCCAAUGAGACCAAAGAAGGCCAAGCAACUUUCAACAGGCGAUUUGACCAAGAAUUCCUCUUCGGAUUCGGUACCAUCCAUCCCUUCAAGGCCAAACAAAAUGCCUCCACCCAAACCGAAAAAGUUAUCUUCAAAAAUUGCUGCAUUUCAACAAUUCUUGAAUAAUGAACCUGAGCCUGCUAAACCUUCCCCCAAGCCCAAAACAGAUACUAGAGGGAAACUCUCAUCCUCGCAUAUGAAAUUCGCUCAAAACUUACAAGGUAUCAUGGGCAAAGGAAUCCCCUUACCAGGUAUGAUGGACCCUCGAAUGAGGUCUAAUGAAUCGCUUGUUGAGGGGAAAGGAGUAGAAGAGGACGAUAAAUAUCCUGACAAGACUGGAGAUACUGGUGAAGCAACCGAAGACAAAGAAGAGAACAAACCCAUCAGAAGGGCUAAGGGCCCCAAAGGUAAAAGAUUACCAAAGAAUUUAUCAACUCCAGUCAAUAUCGAAAGUUCCAACAAAUUCAAAAUUGCCACUGGAGAUCUCUGGACAGUUGAGGUUAGACCGAAGGAACAAGUUGAGGUCAAGCUGGAAGAUAUGCCUGGCAUUGAAGGUGGUGAAAGUUCAGAAACUGGUAACUCUGAACGGAUGGCUGUCGAUGACGAAAAGCACGUGGAGGAUUCUAAGCCAGAUUCUCAUGAUGAUAUAGUAGAUGAAGUCGCAGCUAAUAAUGAUAAUCCCGUAGAAGCGGAUAAUCAGGAAUCACUCAGCAAAGAAGGAGGAAGCUUUGAAGAAGAGAACAUUACAGAAUCAAGAAAAGUGGAGAAUCUUGAUGAAGAAUUUGACUUCGGGACCCCAUCCCAAACAGAACCAUCAGAAGACUCGACAAAUUACCAGUCCAAAGAUCAAGAGAGUCUCUCUGCUUGCAAGAAGGAGGACGUCCCCGAAUAUGAGGCUAACGGACUCGAAACUGAUAUUCCACCUCAUGGGGAGGAAUCUGAUAAAAUUGAACCUUCAAUGAACUCAUCUCACGAAAUCAUUCAAAACUCCCCAGAUGAAAUCGAAUUGAAAGAAGAUGUAGAGAUUUCGAGCUGA
Yamadazyma jaroonii is the source of this 1878-nucleotide messenger RNA. The record is from the annotation of a GenBank genome assembly. Lineage: Eukaryota; Fungi; Ascomycota; Pichiomycetes; Serinales; Debaryomycetaceae.